Diatraea saccharalis (sugarcane borer) is the source of this 7939-nucleotide messenger RNA. The record is from the annotation of a GenBank genome assembly. Lineage: Eukaryota; Metazoa; Arthropoda; Insecta; Lepidoptera; Crambidae.
AUGGCGGAUGACAUUGAUAUAGAAGAGCAUGAUAUCCUGAAUAAUCCUCGUAUAACCGACAUGUACCUACAGCUGUCCCAUAUCAAGACUGAACCUGUUGACUAUGAAGCUCUGAAGUUAGUUAUGUCAAGCUCUGUCCCAUCUCCCAACUCUCUUGUAACCUCAUCAAUAUUGUUAUCAGCCCUUUUUAUAUCUCCAUUGCAGGGGCUCAGGCCUUUCUUAUGGAUGGUUAAGGAGGAUGGGUCCAGAUUGGAGGGUAUUAACGACUGCAAAUACAUCCGGUACAAACGGCUCAACGUGCCUUCUGAAGCACGGGGUAGCUUGAUAUAACAUUUUUUCCGUCACCCAUCCCGUGAUCGACCCUUGCGAGAGUUGCUUAACAACAACGAUCGCGGGCCGCGGCGCUUAUCCACUGCACCAUCGACCUUCUCUCAUCAGAUCUCUCAUCUAUAUCAUCACGCUAUUAAAUCCAAAAUCCACUUGGGAUUGAUGGGUGCUAUCGAUAGCAGAUGCAGCCGGGCUCAUUAGCUAAACGUCUUUUUCCCUCGCCUUUUGAAGCCUGGAUGAGCUCGAGAUAAUAAAUAUUUGGUCACCCAUCCUAUGGCAAGACCUUGAGAUAGUUCCAUGAUCUCCGCAUUUCAGACUGAAUGCACUAACCACGAUGCCAUUGAACUCAAUAAAUUAUCGUCACCCCGAUUUAAUCAAAAUCUCACAACGUGAACCGAGUCGUAUUUACUGGAGAACCUUGUGGUCUUAUUGUAGGCUAAUUGUCCAAUUUCAAAAUCUAUCGCAAUGUCUUUCAAGGUAUAGCGAUUUGUCGAUUCGUGUUACGUUUGAAGUCGCAACGUAUGACGCUUUCGGAACGUAUGACGGUUUGAAUGACCAAGACACAUCAUAAAAAUUUAUUAAGUCCUCCAACCUCUAAAGAUUCCAAUCGACGAUAUCGUUCUUUAAAUAUGUUUCAAAAAGACGGUACAAUCGCAAUCGCAAGCAUAUGAUGUGUCAAAUUGAAAGGGAUUGCGGUAGAUUCUGAAGUUAGAACACUUAUCUAGAAUUAAUUUUUUAAUAACUAUUAUUUUUGCUCUUCCAAUAGACAAUUACGACGAAUACAGUGGAAUAAGUUAUGAAAUGGCUACAGUUAAAGAAGAACCCAUGGAUGAUGAUCCACCACCAGAAACAGCUGAAGCAUCGGUACAGUCUUCCAGUGCCUCUGUUACAGCUGGUAUUGAACGUAGCAAUAGAAUAAUUCUAGGUAGCAAGCCGUGUCCGAAACGGAAAAAGAUAAAACCUCUGUACGUAUCAUUAGAAAAUUGGGGGGAUAGGUUGGAUAGGAGUCCUUGUUACUGCAAAGAGUGUAUGAUAUUAUUCGCGACAAGAAAUGCUCUGGAUGCUCACAAGAUGAGUGCACAUUCGUUCCUUGUCGCGGUGGAGGCUCCCAAAGAUGACACGCCCCAAGAAGAUUCUCCACAACCGAAUCACAAAUUUUGCAACCAUUGCAACACAUACUUCGAAGACGAUAACAUGUUAAUUCAACAUCUCUACGACUUAAUUCAAGCGAAACAAGCGAAAGUAAAAGAAAAACCACCACAAAUAAACUCCAAACCUAAUCCAAACAAUGAUAACGUCAAUAUUCCAAUUCAAAAUUCCAAUUGUUUAUAUUUAACUUGUAAAAUUUGCUCUUGUUAUUUCAAAACUGUAAAGGAAUAUAAUAGACAUUGCAGCUUAUUGCAUAAAGCGUAUGGAGUUGCGCAUAGGGUCAUGUCAUCACCCGACACUCCUGUAAAAUGUAAAUACUGCGAUCGGACAUCAAAAAAUCCCGCUUUACACAAUACACAUGUUCGGGUAAUCCAUUAUAGUAUAUACUCCAAACCUGGCGUCGACGUUCAGAAGACGAAAAAACUAAUAGUGACUAAAGCCAAAAAUGUUUACGCCAGAAAUAACGUUUACAAAUGUUCCGAUUGCAAUUUAGCAUUUAACAAUAUCCAUUCGGCUAAGGUACAUCAACGUAACGUUCAUGAGAACCACGCUAAAUUGAUGUUAACAAAAAGCAACCCUGUGCCUUUGAAAAGUAGCAAGUGUAACAGAAUAGUUAGUUCGGACACGUGUCCUGUGCCAAAAAAGGUUCUCUUCAAAUGUGACAAAUGCUCUACACAUUUCUUGUCUUGCAUAAAAGCCCUCGUACACAGUAGUCAUGCGGACCACAGCGGACGAUCCAGAGCCGAUUCUUGGACGUGCACAGACUGCAAUCGUGUAUUCAGAAAAGAUAAACAGUUACACCAGUUGCAACAUAAGUACACGAACGAUUUCAAAGUUUACGAACUGCACGCAAACAUAUAUUCGCGUGUGCUCUACCGAUGCGUCGAUUGCGACAUUUACUUUGAAGAGCGGGUCUUCCCAAAACACGCUCAGUUCGGUUGUCAUCUCACCACUAAUGUGGAAUACUGUUCUAUAUGUAAAAUAAACGUGAAUAAUGGCAUCAUACACAAACAAAAACACGCUUCCAGGAAAAUUAUGAAAUCUGACCUCAUUAUAAUUGAUGAUUUCGUGCAUCAAUCUCAAACUAAUCAGAGCGUCGACAGGAAAAUUCCACAAUCUUAUUUUGUGAAAACGGAACCAAAACCUGAUUUGAAGAGGAGGAAUGUAGAAUUCCCGGAACCGAUACCGAAAAAGAAGAUGGCGGGGUCUCCUACGCCUUCAAAAGGAGUUGUAGACACAAACGCAGUGACAAGUGUACAACGCUAUAAGACUAAAAGGGAUGAAUUAUACUAUUGUAGCGUUUGCAAAUCGUUUGUGAGAAAUUUGAGGAAAAGAGAAUACCAUAUCUCAAAUAAUUGUGAACCCACCAAAGGCGAUUUUCUGGUUUUGUGUUACUGUCUCACUUGUGGACUUAAAUUCAGUUGCACAUCACAAUUGAGACUCCACAAACAGGAGCACAUGAAAAAUAACGUUUUCUAUAAAAACUAUAAAUUUAUCUGUAUCAGAACUCUGAAACCGUGUAAUCCACCAUUACCGGACUUCAAUAAAUGCAAAAAUUGUAAAGUUAAUUAUAUAAAUAAUCAUACGUCGUGUACGAAUGUCGCAUCUAAAACUUGUAAUCUCUGUAAUAAGACUUUUACUGCUGUAGCUCAUCGGCUGCAUAUGCUUCAUCAUAAAAUCAUGGAUCCAAAAUCGAAUAUCGAAUCCACGCUCGAAAUGAAGUAUAGGAUGCUGAAGCCCACUUGGAACAUAUUGUAUAACUGCAAAGUGUGUGACGUCACCACUGACUCUUACGAUAACGUUAUCGAUCAUUGCCAAAAGCAUUACAAUAAAAUGGAGAGUUAUAACGUCACUAUACAUAAUUGCGAUGUGUGCGUUCUUAAUUUUGAAGAGAAAUGCUACAAACGCCACAUGGAGUUACAUGAAAAUCAAACUAUAGACAGGGAUUCGUUUACGAUUCUCAGUUACGACUACUUUACCAUGUUGACGAAUGAUUGGUUGAAAAUAUUCGAUCCUUUACCCAAAGAGCAGAUGAGACAAAUUUUAAGUCACAGCAUUUAUUCUACGCGAAUUGUCAAGAUGACAGUGCUCCAGAAUGGCCCCCCAGAAUAUACCAUGUACCAAUGUCUGAGGUGCACUAAAUUCGUUGAGAACGAGGACGUGUCCUAUCACACAGCUCUUAACAAAUGCAAAGAAAGUCCACACGGACAAAGGUGUAUUUUGUGCCGUUUCAUUUUCGCCAGCAAUAAAGCCAAGAUUAAUCAUAUGCUCGUUCAUAAGAAACAACAUGUUAUGGCGAGCUCGUUUAGAAUAGUAGCGUUUAAUCAUCCAUGUGACGCACAUUACAACUCGGUUCUGAAAAGUAACUCUAAAAUAAAGAAAACCACCAAACCAACCACCGGGACGGUGAAAUCUUUAGCUGUAACUUCAAGCUUGAAUCCUCGCUUCAGGAAGCCUCGAUACGUAUAUUAUCAAUGUCAGAAAUGUUACUGUUGCAUAUCCAACUCUCGUUAUUUGAAGCAUGUGUGCAUAUCUGAAGACAGCACGCGCUUAUGUCGCGAAUGUAAUUUCGUUUUCAGUAACUCCGGAUAUCAAAUGCACUAUCAUCGGAGACAUGUGUUAAUGAAAAUGACGUCGGACGACGUUUUGGUUCGGCCUUUUAACAAUGAUAUCAAACCGGGCGAAUGGAGAGUCAGUUUGACGGACUGCUCUAAGUGUUGCACGAAAUUUCCUUCGCAUUUAAUAAAGAAUCAUAAGUGUAUUAAGAAGCUGGAGAAAAAUAAGUAUCAAAUCAAGAACCCAGAUCCGAUACCGACUAUGACUUUGUACAGGUGUCCAGGAUGUAAGAUAGUGUUCUCUGACAAACUGAUCUUGACCAAACACGAGAAAUCCUGCAUAUUGUACAAUACGAAAGCAAAAACGAACAGGGUUGAUAAGAAAAAAGAAUUAAUCUAUAAAUGUAGCCGAUGUGAUGUGUACAUGUUGAAUGGACAAAUCGUGAAAUAUCACCAGAUGCUUAAUCACAAAGACUCUGACGUCGUCCAACGUUGCAAGUUCUGUAAAUGGAGGUUCUCGGUAAAGUAUUUAAACAGACACAUUUCUGUACACCAUAAGAACUCGAAAUUGACACCGAAAGACUUUAACGUCGUUGAAAUUGACGAAAGAAAACCACCAACGAAAACGUACAAUGAUAGAAACGAGCGUCAAAUGCGACGUAACCAAAUGGAAAACGUUAAAGAAGUGGAAGAAUCUGAAGCGGAAUAUAGCAAUGAAAACUCUAACAUAGAUAACAAAGAUCACAAUAUAAGUCGGGGCUUAGAAAAGACCGAAGUGAACAGAUCUUUAUUAAGAUCAAUUGAAAGCAAAUAUAGACAUUAUGAAAACACGCUAUUCCGAUGCCCUAAAUGUGAUAUUCAUUACUUGCAUAUAAGAUCCUUGACGAAUCAUAUACAGUGUAAGCACAGAGUGGUGUUUGCCCUAGAAAACUGUCCUACGUGUGGUCUUAAAUUUGGUACGAAAUCACUUAAAAAACAUAUACUUUCUCAUGAACGUGAUACAGUUUUAGAUAUCGUAACACCAAAAGAACUUCAAACAAUAGAGCAUGAAUCCAAACUAGAUGAAAUAGCCACUACGUCGAAGAUCAACGAAAGCGUUGUGUCACAGAGUGUCGAUGAGGAGGAAACGACUGAACCAGAAGAUGAAGAAACUUUAGCACCGGAAAAUGAAACUGUACCUGAUCCUCAUGGUACUCAAACAUUGCGUAACGAUCCAUCGCCUUCUAAAACGUAUACACACAAAAUAUACAAAUGCAAAGAAUGCAAUGUAUACUUCGUGGCCCAGAAUACUUGUUAUAUUCAUAUGUUACGUCACACACCAAUAGAUCCUAAGGAAUACAUCGAAUGUAAACUUUGUAAUCUACCUUUCAAAAUCACGGCGUUAAGCGUUCAUAUUAAAAAACAUCAUAAUAAAGAUUUUAAUUUAGACGAAGUCUUAGUAGAAGAGUAUAGUAAAGAGAAUGAGAGAGGUCCCAAAAUUGAAAUCUAUUACGCUAUAGAUAGAGUACAAUCUAGAUUGGUGAGUACUACUUGUGACGAACCAGGUAGCACUACUGCAAUGGACAAGGACAAUCCAGCUUCUAAAACGUGUGACGAUUCUGUCGAUACUAGUGUUGAAGGAUGUGACGUAACGGUAGACGUACAUCCUACCUCCAUGGGUGACGAAGGUUUAGAUAGUGAAAAUGUACAAGAGAAGGCUGCUAAGGAAAGCAAUCAAAGCAAAUCGGGUGAUGAAAUACACGACAGUAACACUCCUAAGGAAUUAAACGAGAACUUCGACCGUUCAGCUAACGAAGAGGCAUGUGAAAGAAAAACCAUUGACGAAUCAAUCCAUACAAACGAAGGCGAAAGUUUAGACAGCGUAAAUAACCAAGAAGGCAACAGAAAACACAAAUGCAGAUUCUGCGACGAGAUAUUCAACAGUAACACUUCUAAAGAAUUCCACGAGAGUCUAGACCAUUUAGAUGUUGAGAAGGCGUGUGAGAUAUGCAAGUUAUCUUUUAACACGUCCAUACUAAAUGAGUUACAUUUAAAUAUCAGAAAUGAUACUUUUCAGUGUUGCCUGUGUCGAGAGACACUUGACGUUCGGGAUAUGACUGAUCACGCUAAGAUACAUUCUGUGUAAGUGAAAGCUUGCUUGGUUGAUUCGGUUUUUUUUUAUAAAUAUAGUUUAAUAAAACCUCCAUGAAGAUCGUAAGAAGGGAUGAGAUUAUCUAUUUUAUUACUGUCUCCUUCAGUCGUCGUGAUUGCCUUAAAAGUCAAGUAUCCGAAUUAGAUUUUUUUUUUUUACCAAAUUGCUAAGAAAUUUAUCCUCCUGAGUCAGUACGUCAGAGUCACAUUAGGGGCCGUCCAUUAAUCACGUGAAGCUCAAAAGGGGGGAGGGGGCUCGUCUAAAAUCGCGAAAUAUUACAAGGGGAAGGAGGGGUGUAGUAGUUUAUCACGUAUCAUAUUUUUUUUCUCAAACGCGUAAUUACUAAACCGACAAGCGGCAUUAAAAAUUAAGAUUUUUUCAUACGUACUAAAAAUACAUUUGUGGAGAGGGGAUAGUCUUAAACUUCACCGUGUAUCACCAAGGGAGUGGGGGGAUUAAAAGUGCUGAAAAAAAUAUCACGUGAUUAACGGCCGCUUAGUUGUAUUUUACUGUGCGUUUGCGACCAAUAUUGCACUCUUGACCUAAUUGUAACUUUAGUGUUCUAAUUGAAGGUCACUGACUUGUGACCUUUAGUUGGGACACUAGAUGUUUUGCGUUAUUAUUAUCGUCGUGCGACGUAAUUGAGCUUGCUCGUGCGAUCGUGUGUUCGCAAUUAAUCUCGAAAUCUAGAACUAGAUGACGUUAGUUGGGAUGUCAUUAGGCUUAAAAUAUUAUUAAAGUAAUAGUAAUUUCGUUUGUGAUGUUACUUAUGUUGACACACAAUUCUUACACAAUAAAUAAUUUAAAAUUUCCAAUUACAUAUAUACAUAAUUUUAAUUGAGCAAAAUACUUUUGCUCGACUACUUUCGAAAAUCGAUUACUUAAUACAUUUUUUUGCAGUUUCUUUGCAGUAUUCUAUGAAUUUCUUUCCAAAAAGCGCGAUAUAAAGUUCACCUUUGGGCUACCGUUACACUAGCGUCAUCUAGUUGGCGGAAAAUCGAACACAUUCAUUCCGUUAACACCAUCGACGCCUCGAGUGUAUCAUGAUAUAACACUGCUAAGUGAAAACUAUGAAAAAUGCGCGUAGACAUGACUAUAUUUUUCCACUCCCACCGUCGUAUUGCUAAAUUUUUAAUAAUUUGAAAAAUAAUAUGCUGCGGAAAGCUUUUAUUAUUUAUAGUUUGUGUGUUUAAAAUUGUAUCAUAUUCAAGAGUACUUUAAAGUAAGUUAGAUGCGAAUAACACAAGAUUAAUCCCUUGCCAUAUUAUAUGUUUACCUUAAUACUCGUUUUCAUUGGUGAAAAUAUAACUGGCUAAUGAAAGUAGAUGACGCAAUCGUUGUACAGUCAACAAAACGUAAGUUUAUGUCGAGUUGACUCGAUUUUAAACCUUGUAACAUUGAGGGUAAAUGUGAGAAACCAUUGCAGAAAUUUGACAUUUGUAACCUGCGUGACGUUAACCGUGUACCUUCUACAGUAAUAAUGUUCUAAUGUAUGCGUUAUUAUCAUAAUUGAUUCAGCUAAGUUUGGGGUUCUUUUUUAUAUUUAAUGGCGUUGCCCUUUGGUAGUGAAAGUCAAAGUUAAAAAACUUAUGGCCGUAGAUUUACUUUUUUUCUUAACUUUAAUGGCACUUUGCGUCACCACAUUACUGCCAACUUCACGUAGGAGACCAUUACACGAUUUAAAUACAUUGAUUCAGAUAAUAUAUCUAUAGUUAUGACAGUUGUCACUUGUUCAUACGGUAGUCGAAUGUUAUUUAAUACUUCAAUUUUCCUGAUU